AUGAAAGAGGCCUCUAGUACUGACAAAAUAUCUCAAAGAAUUCUCGAAAUAGUUGAUAAGUAUAAUUAUGAUAACGAGUAUUCUAUUGAAAGUUAUGUAAAUAUUGAAGGCUUAAAAGGUUGUAAAAUGAACGAAAUUGCAAAAUGCAUUUGCGAAACUAUACAUUAUAUGGAUUUGAAAAAAGAUGAUUCUCUCUUGUCUGGGAUAAUUGAUCUUCGCUGUGUUCCAGUACAGUUGAAAUCUCACCUUAUUGAAAGAGAAUUAUGGGACAGCGUAAACAAAGAAAUAUAUCUUGAAGAGUCAUUACCGUUUAUUGACGGUCAACCGGUUGAUCGAGGUCGGUUAUAUAAGGUUAAAUGA
This is a messenger RNA of Dentiscutata heterogama, 360 nucleotides long. The record is from the annotation of a GenBank genome assembly. Lineage: Eukaryota; Fungi; Glomeromycota; Glomeromycetes; Diversisporales; Gigasporaceae.